AUGAGAUCCGACCACGUGUAGAACAAGCGCCGCAGAAUCCCACCACAGGGGAAUAUCCACUCGGGUAUGUCUUAAAAGGAACACCACUUUUGGAGUAAAAAUCCGGCAUCGCAGGUUUCCCAUAAUAAAUUCCUCAUAAGUUAUUUUCAUUCAAUUAUUUUCCCAUUCAGUAAAUUAGGAAAAUUAUCUCGAUAGACAUCUUGCUCGAAUAAAUGAAAGAAAAAUUCAGAUAUCCCCUUGUUAUUACAUGGAAUCCAAUAAAACCCAUUAAAAAGUGUAAUUAUUAUAAUCGCCUAAGUCAGAGCCUAAUCUUGCACCCUCAACCGCCGUAUUAUUCAAUAGAUAAUUUUUUAUAAAACCCAUAGUAUCCGAAGAUAAUGAUAAAAAAGGGGAUGAAACAUAGUUUCCAAAAAUGCAGCUGCCACUAUUACGCACGUGACUGCGGCUAAGUCUCCGAUCACGGGGCCGCGCACGAGUGGAAAAGGCAUAGGGGCGGAAGCAGCGCGGGGGAGGGGGGGGUUUGAGAAUAACCCUUUUUGGAAGGUUGUAACGGAAUCUUUGUAGACACGGUCAGCUUGUCCGUACUCCUGUUCCAACCGAGGGCCACGUCAUCGGCGGCGGAGGAGGAGGAGGGCCGUGAUUUGCCGUCAGCCGCCGCGCCACCGGAGCGGUCUCUCUCGUCCAUUCCGAUCGGGACGGCGUAGCAAGGGAGAACACAGGGGUCGCAGAUCAGUGAUGGGGGGGCCACCGGCGACGGGUCCGUGGGGAGGACUGAGGGGAGAAAUGGCCGAAGGAGGUGACGACAGCUAGACGUCACAGGUGGCCGUUUUCCAUGGCUUCCGCCUUCCCUUGGCUUCACCUUCUUUAUCAAAGAUCCCAUGCUAUUUCCAAACGCGUAUCAUCCAAGGCUUUCGCAGGGGGGAGUGGCGGUUUGUCCCGCCACCAGACCUCCGGCGAGAGGACGGCGGCGUCCUCGAGAGGCAGUGGAAGCAGGAAGAGUGGGUGGUCGCAUCGGGGCUCUCCCCGCUGGAGCUCUCGACGUGCGUCAUCUGAGUAA
Messenger RNA from Spirodela intermedia, 1057 nucleotides. The record is from the annotation of a GenBank genome assembly. NCBI's taxonomy places the organism in Eukaryota, Viridiplantae, Streptophyta, Magnoliopsida, Alismatales, Araceae.